This is a messenger RNA of Penicillium brasilianum, 2135 nucleotides long. The record is from the annotation of a GenBank genome assembly. Lineage: Eukaryota; Fungi; Ascomycota; Eurotiomycetes; Eurotiales; Aspergillaceae.
ACACGAGUGAAUUGAUUAUUUCGGUUCUCUCACUUUGCUAUCUGAUGGCACGCCGAGGAUAAUGGCGUCUCAGGAUGGGACUGCAGAUGAGAAGUCGGAUGCGCCGAAAGGCGAAGAGGACUUUGAAACGCUGAAAUAUCAGUUGCUGGGGCCCUCUUUAACCAAAGCGGGCCAGGACACAGUUGAUCAGCAAAAGGUAUCAGAAAUUAUCUAUAAUGCUUCAAAAGGAUCAAAAUUCUUUGAUCAUGAACAAGAACGUGACCGCAAUCUUACAGUCAAGAUCCAGCGUAUCCUCAAAGAAAAAGCUCGGCUGGAAAAGCUGGACUUGAGUCAUGACCUUCGCAAAGCAGACGAGUAUCUUGCCGAACUCGAGCUGAGCCGUGAUCUAUCCCAAUACAUCAUCCAUGUGGAUUGCGAUGCCUUUUUCGCGGCCGUCGAGGAACUUGAUCAUCCAGAGCUCAAGACGGUCCCCAUGGCGGUCGGGAAAGGUGUGCUCACUACGUGUAACUACGAAGCGAGGAAAUUUGGAGUGCGCAGUGGUAUGGCUUCCUUCGUUGCGAAGAAGCUUUGUCCAGAGCUGGUUCUCCUACCGCAAAACUACGAGAAAUAUACAGCCAAGGCGAAGGAGAUCCGCGAAAUUAUGGCACAGUACGACCCUCUAUUUGAGAGUGCCAGCAUCGACGAGGCAUACUUAAAUAUCACAGCAUUCUGCUCGGAAAACGAGCUCGACCCGGAGGAAGCUGUACAGCGUAUGCGCGCCGAGAUUCUGGAAAAUACAAAGGUUUCGGUAUCCGCGGGAAUCGCUGCCAACGCCAAAAUAGCAAAGAUCUGCUCGAACAAAAAUAAGCCGAACGGACAAUUCCGAGUGCCCAAUGACCGGGCCGCGAUCAUGGAGUUUAUGCGAGAGCUACCAGUUCGCAAGGUGAAUGGAGUCGGUCGAGUAUUCGAACGAGAGCUGGACUCGAUUGGCAUCAAGACGUGUGGAGACAUCUACCCGCAACGUGCUCUAUUGACCAAACUCUUUGGCGAGAAAGCAUUCCAGUUUCUAGCGCAGUGUUACCUUGGUCUCGGACGAACGAAGAUUGAGCCUGUUGAGACCCAUGAACGAAAGAGUGUAAGUACAGAGACUACAUUUCAUGCCAUUGAAGACAAGGAGGAGCUUCGUAAGAAGCUACGGUGGGCAGCAGACGAGCUGGCCCAGGAUCUAGCUCGAACGCAGUUCAAGGGUCGUACACUUUGCUUGAAAGUGAAACUUCAUACAUUUGAAGUUCUCACCCGACAAACCGCGCCACCGCGGGCUGUUUCCCGAGCAAAUGACCUUUAUGCAUUCGCCUUGCCCAUGCUGGUGAAACUAGAGAAGGAAAUUCCGAGCAUGAAGCUACGACUCUUGGGGUUGCGAGUAUCAAACCUAGUCAGCACCAAGAAAGCCGGGAUCAACUUCUUUGGAGUGCCGACGCAGCCAAAGUCUAUCCCUGCUGAGAAUCCCGAGCCAAAUGCACCAUUGUCCGAUGCCAAUGCGGAGCACGAUAUUGGAGCCGAAGAGGCCUUCGAGGACGCUGCUCGCCAGGAAAAGCAAGAUGAGAUGAACGACCUAGAGCAACUAAGUCAAGAGGCAGCUGAUUUUUCAGUGACUCCAGACCCUUCAGGUUCUGGUCGUACCGAGACCAUUGAGAAGUUUCCGGUGGAAUCGGCCGGCCCCCAGCCUGAGCAGUGGGAGUGUCCCAUCUGUGGACGACCGCAAGUCGCGGAAGAUCGAGUCUUCAACGAUCAUGUGGACUUUUGUCUCUCUAAGCAAACCAUUCGUGAGGUCGCGCAGGAUACCUCCCACGAAGUGGCCUCGGUACCUUUCAACAAGAAGCGCAAAAUACCAGCUCAGCAGUCGCCUGCAGACUUUGACCCACGACAGAAACGUCUUUUCUUCAGUUGAAACUCCCUUCUAUCCCUCGGGUUUAGAGGCACCAUUCCCUCGGCCUCGAGAGAUACAGAUCUUCCUGUGCUUGGCGGACUGUCAUGAAGCCCAUCGUCCGCCACUGGCUCCGAACGCAUCCCUUUGCCCCUUAGCAAUCCUGUAUAUAGAAUAUUAAAGCAACAAGCAACAAUAGAGCCACAUUGACCAUGUCUCCCGUCCUUUCCAG